Iphiclides podalirius (scarce swallowtail) is the source of this 657-nucleotide messenger RNA. The record is from the annotation of a GenBank genome assembly. NCBI's taxonomy places the organism in Eukaryota, Metazoa, Arthropoda, Insecta, Lepidoptera, Papilionidae.
AUGAGAAUAGAGGCCAUUGUCCACUCACGAGCAGCGUCUCCAACACUUGCCGCGGUGCAAGCAAACAUCGCCACAACGCCCAAUGAGAAUAGGGGCCAUUUGUCCACUCACGAGCAGAGUCUCCAACACUUGCCGCGGUGCAAGCAAACAUCGCCCCAAUGCCCAAUAAGAAUAGAGGCCAUUGUCCACUCACGAGCAGCGUCUCCAACACUUGCCGCGGUGCAAGCAAACAUCGCCCCAACGCCCAAUGAGAAUAGGGGCCAUUGUCCACUCACGAGCAGCGUCUCGCGGAGGUGCGGCGAGUGCACCAGCGUCUCCAACACUUGCCGCGCGUCUCCAACACUUGCCGCGGUGCAAGCAAACAUCGCCACAACGCCCAAUGAGAAUAGGGGCCAUUUGUCCACUCACGAGCAGAGUCUCCAACACUUGCCGCGGUGCAAGCAAACAUCGCCCCAAUGCCCAAUAAGAAUAGAGGCCAUUGUCCACUCACGAGCAGCGUCUCCAACACUUGCCGCGGUGCAAGCAAACAUCGCCCCAACGCCCAAUGAGAAUAGGGGCCAUUGUCCACUCACGAGCAGCGUCUCGCGGAGGUGCGGCGAGUGCACCAGCGUCUCCAACACUUGCCGCGGUGCAAGCAAACAUCGCCCCAACGCCCAA